This is a messenger RNA of Diachasma alloeum, 940 nucleotides long. Its product is annotated as protein lethal(2)essential for life. The transcript has a single exon. NCBI's taxonomy places the organism in Eukaryota, Metazoa, Arthropoda, Insecta, Hymenoptera, Braconidae. Gene Ontology annotation, molecular function: protein folding chaperone. The coding region runs from base 115 to 723 and encodes 202 amino acids. The record is from RefSeq and is a predicted model, not a curated record. Gene Ontology annotation, biological process: response to heat; protein refolding.
GCGCCAGCUGAGGCAUCAGUCUACUCGAAGCAAUCGAACGAUACACAUCGCGCAAGCGAAACCCAACGCAACUCAAACGUAUUCAAUUUCUACGAAAAAAAAAAGAACAUCAAGAUGAGUCUUGUACCACUGCUGUUCUCAAACUGGUGGGAGGAUUUGGAGCGUCCCCACAGGCUCUUUGACCAGGACUUUGGUCUGGAGCUGGCGCCAGAGCAGCUCUUGACACCUCAGAUUCUGCAGCGUUACUUCUCCCCUAGGGAGAUCCCGAGAGUUAGAUCCCCUCUGGCAUACUACAGACCCUGGGGUGAGCUGCUUCGCAAGGCCGACACUGGAGCCUCAACUGUCAACGCUGACAAGAACAAAUUCCAAGUUAUCCUCGACGUCCAGCAGUUCAAGCCUGAGGAGAUCAACGUCAAGGUCGUUGACAAAUGUGUCGUGGUGGAGGCCAAGCACGAGGAGAAGCAGGACGAGCACGGAUGGAUCUCUCGCCAGUUCAUACGCAAGUACAUGAUCCCAGAGCAGUGCGACGUAGAGCAGGUGUCCUCCAGUCUCUCAUCGGACGGUGUACUCACCAUCACAGCACCCAGGAAGGAGGUGCCCAAGGUCGAGGGCGAAAAGGUCAUCAAGAUCGAGCACACUGGCAAGCCUGCCAUUCGUGACACCAGCGAUGCCUCGUGCAAGAAGAAGGAGGACAAGGAGGACAAGAAGUGUAUCAAGAAGUGAAAUAUUUCAUUACCUUUUACCUUCGUCUAUUUUUUGAUAAAAUGGAUUAUCUCAUAACGUUCGUAUUUCCAUUGAUACUACUCUCAUAAAAUUACUCGUUUCAUUCAUUAUUUAGUUUACGUUGAGUCAUUAUCACAUUAUUGAGUUUUGUGAUAUUUCUUUGUACUUUUUAUUAAUUUGGUGAAUAAAUAAUAAACCAAAAAAAGAGAAAAUUUAA